AUGAUCAAUGAGUAUCUCUCAUAUGAAGAGAUACAGGCGGCUAGUGAGGAAAGGGAUACCGAGGCGAGCGGAUUUGACCCAAUUAGUGAAGACGAGGAAGGAGGAGAGGAGGGUUCUAUUCGGACACAGUGCCCUAAUCAAGCUCCUAGUGAGCGAAGCCAAAGUAAACGGCGACUGAGUGUUAGAUCUACACCAGAAGAGAGAAACAGAGAUGACGAUGAAGAUGUAAGAGAUCUUCCGCCACCUGAUAUGCAGCAGCGGUCCGGAAACGAUCAAGACUUCUUGAUGGAUAUGAAACACCAUAAGUAG
Molecule: messenger RNA, 309 nt
Organism: Penicillium nucicola
Lineage: Eukaryota; Fungi; Ascomycota; Eurotiomycetes; Eurotiales; Aspergillaceae
Exons: 2
Coding region: 1-309 (102 amino acids)
Source: RefSeq, a predicted model, not a curated record